AAAAACAAUCUGAUGAACUCACAAAAAUGCUACCACCUUAGAAAAAUUAAAGAUUUUCCGUUGGCGAACUCGUUUUUCGAUCUAAGAACUAAGUUUUACGUAAAAAAUUAAAGAGUCCACUGAAGUUAACAUAUCGCCAAAUAUCGAUAGGUACUGGUUUUUUAAUAAGAUUGGCAUCGCUUCUGUUGCGGCAGCAGUGUAAACAGACAUUACAAUUUGGUUAACUAUCCAUUUUCUGGAUGUCGGAGUUAUGGUUAAAUCUGAACAACAGCAACCGCUGAUGAAGCACUAGUAAAAGGGAACAUGAAUAAUUCUUCCGAUUCGGAGUACGAGGACACCGAGUACCUGGUAUUUGCGGAUUUUAAGAACCACAUUCAGCCUCACCAGUUGAAGCACGAGGACGCGGCAAUCAAGGUCAUCGGGAUCGAGAGUGACACGCCCAUGGCGGAGGUGAAUGGCAAUAUCUACCGGGGACGCUACGAACACUCAGUGGGAACCAACGUGUUUUUCGAGAAGGACAAGGACAACUUGGCCAGCGAUCCGCUCUUCGAGUCCGUGUGUCGUCAACGCUACCAGUACGUGGAUAAGUCCACUAAGGUGAUAUCCUUCGAGCGAGUCUACGUCGACAAUUUGCACCUGGCGGCCGAGAAAUCGGUCAAAGCUGAGGAGGGAGAGCAAGCCGAGGCCAAGGCAGAGUCAUUAAAGUUGAAUAUUACCUAUAAGGAAGCGAUUAACAAGUUCGGAGAGGAGCAUUAA
Molecule: messenger RNA, 756 nt
Organism: Drosophila rhopaloa
Lineage: Eukaryota; Metazoa; Arthropoda; Insecta; Diptera; Drosophilidae
Exons: 2
Coding region: 304-756 (150 amino acids)
Biological process (GO): transcription by RNA polymerase III
Cellular component (GO): transcription factor TFIIIC complex
Source: RefSeq, a predicted model, not a curated record